This is a messenger RNA of Habropoda laboriosa, 607 nucleotides long. Its product is annotated as fas apoptotic inhibitory molecule 1. Bases 11 to 607 code for a protein of 198 amino acids. Gene Ontology annotation, biological process: positive regulation of neurogenesis; negative regulation of extrinsic apoptotic signaling pathway via death domain receptors; canonical NF-kappaB signal transduction. The record is from RefSeq and is a predicted model, not a curated record. The transcript is spliced from 5 exons. NCBI's taxonomy places the organism in Eukaryota, Metazoa, Arthropoda, Insecta, Hymenoptera, Apidae.
CCAAGGGAACAUGGCUGCUAUACUGUUAAAAAGCUUGCACAAUUUGGAGACGCUAGACGAACCAACAGCGAGAUGGAACGUUCCUCUAAGCGACGGAAAUCACAUAAUUGAAUUCGAGCACGGCACUGCAACAGGCCGUCGACUGGUGAAGAUAGAUGGCAAAGAAUUAAUCCACAGAGACUGGAUGUUUCAUUUGGUCGGUGACGAAGUGUUCUCCUUCAACGAUACUAAAUUUGUAAUUAGAAUCGAUCCAAUUGCAGGUUUACAGUACUCUUACACUUUGUGGGUGAAUGGAAAGAAUUACAAGAACUUCGUGCAAACCCAGUCGAAGAUUUUAGAAACCUGGUUGGCCAACGUUGGAAGCGAAGAAUAUAGAAUAGUUUUGGACAAACAAACACAGAAUGUUUGGGUGAACGGAGAACAAAUUGAAACAGAGAACGAAUUCACCGACGACGGUGCAGAAAUACUGUUCACAGUGGGUGAUCUACCAGCGGCAAUUAGAACUUACAGCUCUGGGCAAAAGGAUAUUGGAAUCGUUUACUCUCUGUUCAUCAACGACGUCGAGAUCGAGAAAGAGACACUGUUAAAAAACGACGAGAAGAUGUAG